AUGUUGCGCAAGGUGCGCGGGCGGUUUGGCGAUAAGUUGAACCCAGAUGAUGCCUUUUUGAGUUAUUACGACGUGCGAUUGACAAGAGAGGAUAUGCAAACUCUUAAGAACGACUGGCUCACAGACAACAUCAUUUCAUUCUGGGAGGAAUAUCUCGAACAUGAAUUUCUUUCACGAUACCAAUCUUCCAAUAUCAUCCUUCUCCGCCCCAGCAUGUCAUUCAUGAUCCUCCAGACCCCCGAUCCACGCACCCUCCGCGAAGCACUCCCGGAUUUCACUCGAGCCACCCACGUCUUCCUCCCCAUAAACGACUGUCGCAACGUCUCCCAAGCAGAAGGAGGCACACACUGGUCUCUCCUGUUGAUCUCAGUCGUCGACCGCAUCGCAUUCCACUACGACUCGCUAUACCAAGGAAACGUCUGGGAGGCAGACACGGUGACUCGCAAAUUUGGAUACCUCCUAAACAUGCCCAUUAGGUUCCUACAUCUGAACGACUCACCCCAACAAGACGGCGGCAGCGACUGCGGCGUCUACGUGUGUAUGAACAUGCGACAUCUUCUCAUGAAGCGGUUGCUGAUGGCGAGCGCACACGAGAAAGUGAGUAUGAGUCUCGGAGGGCGAAAGGUCGAUGCCAAUGCUUCUCGCAAAGAGAUGGCGAAGAUCAUUGAAGGAUUCCGGAAAGAAGGCGAGCGCCGACGAUCAACAAGCGCCAGUCCUAUGGGGAAGAAAUCGAGGAGUCCUCCACGUGUUGAUUGA
Messenger RNA from Penicillium crustosum, 756 nucleotides. Its product is annotated as Ulp1 protease family protein. NCBI's taxonomy places the organism in Eukaryota, Fungi, Ascomycota, Eurotiomycetes, Eurotiales, Aspergillaceae. The transcript has 7 exons. The record is from RefSeq and is a predicted model, not a curated record. The coding region runs from base 1 to 756 and encodes 251 amino acids. Gene Ontology annotation, biological process: proteolysis. Gene Ontology annotation, molecular function: deNEDDylase activity; cysteine-type peptidase activity.